GCUGAGCUAGCGCUAGCGAUAGACAAUUUUGCUUGAUUAUGUUAUUUGGCGAUGUCCGCAGACACUUUUUGCAUCAUCAGGGUGAUUAUUACAUUCCUCUACUGUUGAUGAUAAUUUUGCCACAUUAACUUGCCACUUGCUGCAUCAUCAUGGAGGAGAGAAACACCAUGGUAAUUGACUGCGAUGCAGGCAUAGAUGAUGGGUUGGCAAUCAUGAUGGCAUUGGCCAAUCCGAUGGUCAAACUUAUCAGCAUAACAUGCGUCAAUGGGAAUUCUCCUCUUGAAAUGGUUGUCAUUAAUGUCCUUCGGGUCCUUCAGAAGUGCAGACGACUUGAUAUUCCUGUAUACUCUGGUGCUACAAAAGACAUCCUUGGCACUGCUCAGGUGACCUCCACUCAUGGACAUGAUGGACUUGGAGAUAUCCCCAAUCCAGAGACCCCACCCCCUCGAGAUCUUAUCCAAUCAGAGCAUGCCGUAGAAGGACUAAUCCGCAUGGCUAAUGAGCAUCAAGGACAAAUCACCCUUGUUGCUAUUGGUCCUUUGACCAACGUAGCUCUCGCCAUGAAGCUAGACCCGCAGUUUACCUCUAAACUGAAGGAACUGGUCAUUAUGGGUGGUAAUAUUUUAGCUACAGGAAAACGUUUUCCAGCAUCAGAGUUUAAUUUCACGGUAGAUCCCACAGCCGCUCAUAUUGUUGUGACUGGAACUCAAUGCCCGACAACUCUUGUACCUUUAGAGACUUGUAUCUCUCAUAGCGUAUCAAAUUCUUGGUUCGAGAGUCUACAACAUUCUGAGAAGUCCAGGUUUGUGGCAGCCAUGUACAGAGGUCGUUUGAAUGAAUCAAAGAUGGGCAAGAAAUCUGAAUGCCUGGUUGCUGAUGGAUGUGCCGUGGUCGUUGCGAUCUACAAAGCAGCUAUCAAGAAAGCCAUGUACUCUCCUUGCAAGGUUGAACUGCAUGAAGGAAUGACUAAAGGGCAGAUGGUUACUACUAAGAUCUUGCGACCGUGGGCCAAGUCAUUUUCAGGUCCUGAGAUCAACGUGGUGUUAGAGCUGGAUAUGGAGACAUACUACCAGAUGUUAAAUGAAGCAGUUCGAUGAGAGUCUUCCCACUUAGUUACUGGUCAAUUCUUUGAUCUCCAUGCGAUGAAAAGGUACCAGAUCCAUCUAAUUCCAGUAUGCAUUUAGUAUUUGUUAGGAUACCUUGGUUGCUUUUGCCGAGAUGCUCCCCAGGGAGUGGAGAAUAAUGUUUGGACAAGCUACAUGUAUAAUCUGAAUCAGAUUAUACAUGAUGAUCAGAAUAUUAUCAUAUACCUAAAGAUGCUUAGUUCUUAAACAUUCUGAUGUAUUUUAGCAUUUAGUCCUGUAUCGGCCACACAGAAACGUUAGUGCCAUACCAUGCAUUAAGAGAGGCUCUGUUAAAACUGGUAGUCAUAGGGACUACUAAUAUCACAACAAUGUGUAAUUUUUAUCUGGGUUCAACGGCUGACAUCACAAUUCUGAAGAUAUGACUAGGCUUGUGUUUUGGGCUCUGUUAAUGCUAACAAUGUUUCUGAGUGGCCGGUACUGAUCAUGAUUUUGAUUAGUGGAAAAAAUUGUGUCAAAUUAAUUCAGAAGAUUUGUUUGUAAGGACAUGUGUAAAGGGGUAGAAUUUCUUUGGAAGAUUGACCUAUGUUGAAUAGUUACAUAUAUACAGUGUGUCCCACAAAAAAGGAAACCCGUUUUUAGAGAUGGAUUUCACAAUUAUAAAAUGUUUUUACUAUAAAUUUUUUACGUAUGGUAAGAGUAGAAUUUUGUCUUUAAUUUGAGACCAAAAGCUUAACAAAUCGUUCACGCAUAGCAGAUUACAAACAAUAAAUAUUGAGGCAUGUCAGAAACGAUUUGCACAGAAACUCAUGUGUUAAUCUGACUCCACACUCAUUUCAGUGAUCAGUGAGAGAAGCUUUAAUAACAAAGAAUACAAAAGAAAUGCUAAUGAGCCAAUCGUCGAAUAUGCACGGUCGUCGUAUCACGAACCAAUCUUGUCAAAAUUUUCGGUGCAACCUGUUUUUGACACUAAAAUUUCAAACUGGUCCUACUCAUUAAUGCAGGAAAGUGUUCGUCUCAUAUAAGUUAUCAAAAUAUAGAGGAAUAAUUUAAUGGUAUGGUGAUAUAAAUGAGAUAUCAUAAUUCAUUUGCCUUUGAAGAAAAUUGGCAUGGGAAUCUCGGUUGGAUGCACUGUAUAUAAGUAAUAUGAUGUGUUCAAUUGGUAAAAACAGAGAAAGAGGUAAUUAGUGAAAUGAAAUAGGUCUGAAAUACUUAACUAAUGUUCAUGUUUAGGAUGAUCAGUUUGGAUUAUAUUGAGUAAAAUAACAGAGAGGGGAAAAAUGAGAGGAAGGAUGAGAUAAAGAGAAAGCUACAUCAAAGAUUUUAACCAACACACAAUAAACUAUGCACAUACAAGUACCAUAACUUAAAUAUUUAAAAGGUGUUUGGUUUAUUUUAUAAACAACAGAGAAAUUUGAACAAUGAUUACAAAACGAUAUUACAGUUAAUAAUACAUAUUUUUUUACUAGGCAUUGUAAACCAUAAUUAUAGUGUAUUUCAGUGUAGUGUUGUCAUUCAUACAUGUUUAUACUUCAUUUAUGGAGGGAAAAUAUAGUAAGCAAUUUGAAGCAACAAUGAUAAACUCAUAUCAUACAGAAGUUUAGAAGUGGCCAUUCUAUUUGUCAAGGUUUUGAGAUAUUUUAUUUUAUACGACACCUAGAUAGCUCUUGUCAUUUCAUCAGUUGUGUGAUAUCAAUCAUUCAGCUUAUUCAACAAUGACGUCAUCAUUUGUGCAAUUAUGGAUCCAUUCAUUGUGCAAUUUUCAAUUCAUAGGAUUUUGUCCAUUGCAUGCUCGCUGAGACCAAAGGCAUUACUCAUAAAACGACAGUCAGCAGACGGUGCCUGUACUGCAUGCACUUUUGCACCUAACUCAUGAAUGCAAAAUGAGAAGGAUUUAUUUUAAGGUGUCAUUAAAAAACAAAUAAUGAUUUUUUUGUUGUUGUUCAAUGGACAGAAUAUUUCAAAAUUAGUGAAAGAUGGGAUGAAUGAUCCAAUCAAAAUGGCUACGUCUUGUUGAAUAGAUCAGUUUAUCUUUCUCCUCAUGAAACAUUCUGUCUAUUGCUCUCAUAAACAUUCAUUAUCUGUAUUUCACACAGAUUUAAAGUGCCGUCAUAGGACAUAGUACAUUUCACUUUUAUCAAAGAUAGUAAACAGUGGAAAGUACUGUUAUCAAAGCUAUCAACACCCACCACCAUGUGUUUGAUGGGGGAAAUACUACAUUCAGGGGUGGAUCCAGGAUUUUCCAAAAGGGGGGCACAUUUUCCUGAGGAAAAAAUUCAUAAGCAAAAAAAAAGGGUUUCCAAAAGUUGUGUUUUUAGCGACAGUUGUGUUUUAACAACGCUUUUACAUUACAAAUUUUAAUUGUGCCUCUCAAAAGGGGAGGCACGAGCCGGCAUUUGCAAAUGGCACUCCAGAAAAGUUUGUCCAAAACUAAAGCCCAGUGCAUACUAUGUGAUCCGAUACGCUGUGAUUUUUUAAUAAAUCUCAUUUGGCAUUAAAUAUGAACAUUCCAAGAAGAAAAAUUACUUUAUUUGAAGUGAGGCAUAAUAAUAGGAAUAAUAAAAUCAUAAGUUGCAUUAGGCAAGCAUUGUUGUCAGAGUAAAGUUCAAAUCGUCUUCAGUUGCAGCCGAUGAUUGAUGUCAUUGUGAUUUGGAAUUGAAUUUGCUUUUAUUCCGACAGCGAGGCUCGAACUACACUAAAUUUUGAAUUUAGUAGUCCUACUACUAUUCUUAUCUCUGAUUGCUAAGAUUUCAUUGGUUGGAAUAAUCAUAUCAAUUGUUAUUAUGAUUUCUUUGAGAAUCGGAUCGCAACGAAUCGCAUAGUGUGCGCUGGUACCACCCCUGUCUUCUAUUUAUUUAUUUAUUUAUUCAUUUAUUUCAAAUAUUCAUUCAGGAUAAAACAUGUAUCAGCACAAUGGCUGUUUAACAUCAUGGUCCUGAAGGACAAAAUAUAAUGAGUAAAAUAAAUUCAAUAUUCAUGAAGAUUAAUAUAGUAGCAACAAUGCAAAUAUACAUGUAAGAUACAAACAAAAUAUUAGCAAAAGUGAAGAG
This is a messenger RNA of Lytechinus pictus (painted urchin), 4132 nucleotides long. RefSeq lists its product as uncharacterized. Lineage: Eukaryota; Metazoa; Echinodermata; Echinoidea; Temnopleuroida; Toxopneustidae. Gene Ontology annotation, molecular function: hydrolase activity, hydrolyzing N-glycosyl compounds. The record is from RefSeq and is a predicted model, not a curated record. Bases 150 to 1097 code for a protein of 315 amino acids. The transcript is spliced from 5 exons.